AUGCUCUCGAAGAAGCGCUGGUGGAAGAUCCGCCUGCCGCAGGCUGUCAAGCCGGAUCCAGUGUUGAACCUCAGCGAGUGCGCCUCGGUGCUGGCCACCACCCUGGAUGGGUCCGCCAGCACCUCCACAGCCACCACGGAGAGCAGUGGCAGCCCCACGCGGCACCGCAGCUGCGACAGUCUGUCCAAGAGCUCCCAGGCGGAGGCGAGCAAGCUCUUUCCCCGGAAUAUGCCCAGCAUUCGCCGGAGUCGUCGGAGGGCCCUCUCCGCGGAGAGGGAGGGCAGGGAGCGCCUGGCCAGCCGGGAGCAGGAGAAGGUCCAGCCACCGCAGUUGCCUCAGAAGAGCACCGCACAAUCCCGCCUGUCUACGGUGACCAAGCUCUCGCCCAGGAAGCAGGCUGCAGCAGGAAAGAUUAGCUGCUCCAAGAACCGAGGCAAUCCGCCGGCAAAGUGCAUCAUCAAGGCUGCGGUGCGGGCCAAGACCAAGCCCAAGCCUAGGAUUACUCUGGCACCAUACGAAAUAGCCCUGGAACUGCCCAAUGAGUCGCCAGCUCCCACCUUGGCCAUGGCCGUGGCCCAGUCCUCCUCCGGCUGUGAGCUAAGGAAGACCAUCUGCGAGGAGCAGUUCCACUCCUCGGGCAUCUCCUGUAAUGGGGAGACCGACGACGAUGUGGAGGUGGCCAUGCUGACGGGAAGCCUGAGCGCCGCCCAGAUGGCCAAGAUCCAGAAGCAUCCCCCUCCUCCUCCUGCUCCGACUGUGUCCUUGCACUUCGGCGACCUUAGGAACCUCAACCUGUGCCGCAGCAGGAACGCCGUUUGGCUCAAUCCCAAGGACACGGAGCAGCUGAUCGAGCGGAACAGGAGGGAUCCCGUUUGCUGCUUCAACCUGGCCAUUGCCGACGAUAUCCAGCUCAGCGAUAUUGAAGAACAAUUGGCCAGGUUUGAUGGCCACUCAAAGAGGCCGCCGCCGCCGCCAGCAGCGACAGCAGCCAAAACCAUCCAGUCCAGCCAAUUUUCCAACAAAUACAAACCCACGCCUGCACCCCGCACCACUAGCAACAUGCAACAGCAGCAGCAACACCAGCAACAGCAGCAGCAGGCCCCCAGCAGCAGCUACUACACGCAAACGGAAAGCGAGCUGCUGCAGAUCGAGGCGGGCGGCGCGGGCCUGACCUACGCCUCCCACCGCCCGGAGUCACAGCCUCCGUCGGCUGGCACUCAGCAGACUUCCACCCAAGCCCUAGACGUGCCCUCGGCCUCCUCCAGUGGCAGCAGUGGCGGCAGCGGCUCCCUGGGGCCCGCCGGCAGUCAUUUUGUCUCUCCUCUGCAGCGCCGCCACUGCCAGCCGCCCAGCCAUCUGCCGUUGAAUUCGGUGGCCUCCCCGCUCCGCACAGCCACCUACAAGACGGCGUCGGCGGUGGGAGCGGGACAUGGCUUCCACCCGAGCCACCACCACCAGCAGUUGGACUUCCAGCGGAACUCGCAGUCGGACGACGACAGCGGAUGCGCCCUUGAGGAGUACACGUGGGUGCCGCCGGGACUAAGGCCAGAUCAGGUCCGCUUGUACUUCAGCCAACUGCCCGACGACAAAGUGCCCUACGUCAACAGUCCCGGCGAAAAGUAUCGCGUCAAGCAAUUGCUGCACCAGCUGCCGCCGCAAGAUAACGAGGUGCGCUACUGCCACUCGCUGAGCGACGAGGAGCGGAAGGAGCUGCGCAUCUUCUCGGCCCAGCGGAAGCGGGAGGCCCUCGGCCGCGGAGCCGUCCGCCUGCUGUCCGACGAGCGACCCUGCAAGGGGUGCGAGGAGCCUUUGUCGGGCGGUGACAUUGUGGUUUUCGCCCAGCGGUUGGGGGCCCAGUUGUGCUGGCAUCCCGGCUGCUUUGUGUGCAGCGUGUGCAAGGAGCUGUUGGUGGACCUGAUCUACUUCCAGCGGGAUGGAAAUCUCUACUGCGGGCGUCACCAUGCCGAGACCCAGAAGCCGCGAUGCUCCGCCUGUGACGAGAUCAUCUUCUCCGACGAGUGCACAGAGGCAGAGGGUCGGACGUGGCACAUGAAGCACUUCGCCUGCCAGGAGUGCGAGCAGCAGCUGGGCGGCCAGAGGUACAUCAUGCGGGAGGGCAAGCCCUACUGCCUGGCCUGCUUCGACACCAUGUUCGCCGAGUACUGUGACUACUGCGGCGAGGUGAUCGGCGUGGACCAGGGCCAGAUGAGCCACGACGGACAGCACUGGCAUGCGACGAACCAGUGCUUCAGCUGCUGCACCUGCCGCUGUUCGCUGCUGGGGAGGCCCUUCCUGCCCCGGAGGGGCACCAUCUACUGCUCCAUCGCCUGCAGCAAGGGUGAGCCGCCGACGCCGUCGGAUACGAGCUCGGGCCCCCAACUGCGGCCCACACAUCGCGCCUCCACUUCCAGCCAGAUAGCCAAGUCCCCGCGAAGGUCAGGGGGAGGUGAGCGGGAGACCGGGCGAAGGGCGCCCCACCAUGGCCACCCGAAGGCCACCGGCAGUGCUGGCGACCUGCUAGAGCGCCAGGAACGGCAGCGCAUGGAGGCCGCCGGAGUGGCAGACCUGCUGCUGGGAGGAGGUGUGCCCGGCAUGCCACGACCCGCCCAUCCGCCGCCCAUCGACCUCACCGAGCUGGGCAUCAGUCUGGACAACAUCUGUGCCGGCGACAAGUCCAUCUUCGGCGACACCCAGACGCUGACCAACUCCAUGCCGGACAUGCUGCUCUCGAAGGCCGAGGACUCGCACAGCUACCAGAGCAUCGACAAGAUCAACCUGAACUCGCCGAGCAACUCGGACCUGACGCAGAGCACCCAGGAGCUGGCCCACGAGCUGGAGCUGGACAACGAGCCGGUGGGGGAGCUGCCCCACGAUGGCUACGAGCAGCUGUUCGCCGGCAACCGGAAUCAAGCACAGCUGGCCCUGGCCCAGGAGCAGGAGAUGGAGGAGGAGCUGCUGGACAACCGGCCGCUGAAAGAGGUGCGCUUCCACAGCGUUCAGGACACGAUGUCACGUUCCAAGAGCUACACAGACAACUCCAACGCCCGCCGGCGGAGGCGACGUCGCAACCAGUCGCGCAGCUCCUCGGAGAUGCAGAUCAACCAGACCAACCUCCGGCUGCACAACGCCCAGACGCAGGCCGGUCCGGGAGCCCUCAAUCUGCUGAACAACCUGGACAACUGCGACGUGGCCAGCAUCUGCUCCACCUGCUCCUCCAGCUCCUCGAGCGACAUGGAUGACUACGUGUACCGCCUGCCGGCCCGGAAGCACUACGGCGGCGUGCGCGUGGCCUACGUGCCCAACGAUGCCCUGGCCUAUGAGCGGAAGAAGAAGCUGGCCCAGGACUCGUGCCUCGCCGGAGGAGUCGGUGUGGGCGGAGGCGGAGGAGGAGUGGGGUGCGGCGGAUCGCCGGCGAUCAUGCACGAGAGCAAGAACUGCACGAUUUCUUGA
This is a messenger RNA of Drosophila serrata, 3450 nucleotides long. It is a transcript of the gene esn, whose product is annotated as espinas. The record is from RefSeq and is a predicted model, not a curated record. Gene Ontology annotation, molecular function: zinc ion binding. Lineage: Eukaryota; Metazoa; Arthropoda; Insecta; Diptera; Drosophilidae.